UUUUCUCGCCUCUCCUUCGAUGACUUCGGUUGCUCGCCGGCUGGGGUUUGUCGCGCGGCAACUUGCGCAAUGGACUGUCUUACUCGCCGUCGCUCUGCUCACUGUCCUGAUCGUCCUGCCAGUCGCAGCGUUGGGUGCAGUGCUUGUGCGUGUCGGGCGCUGGAUUGCCGCUGCAGUCUCCCCGCCGCCGCGCUCCACCGCUGCCUCCAAGACCGCCGCCGCCGAUACCACCAUCACGGUGGGCUUCUUCCAUCCAUACUGCAACGCGGGCGGCGGUGGCGAGCGUGUCCUCUGGUGUGCUGUCCAAGCCGUGCGCGAGCUCCUUCCCGCCGCAAUCCGCGCGCGCACCGCGUCCUCAUCCUCAUCCACACCGUCUGACAGUGGCAUCAUCGCGAGCGUUCGGUGCGUCAUCUUCACGGGCGACGUGAACGCGGCUCUGGCAAGGCCAUUCUCGACAAGGCGCGCAAGUCGUUCGGAUCACGCCAGCUCAGCUUCCCGACGAGCACAUCCAGUUUGUGUUUCUGCGAUCGCGGCCGUGGGUGGAAGCUGCGCCGUACCCGUUCCUGACGCUGCUCGGACAGAGUCUCGGCUCGCUCGUGUUGGGCUACGAGGCGCUGUUUGCGAGUCUCGCUUCGCCGGCCGUGCGCCCUGACGUGUUCCUGGAUACGAUGGGCUUUGCGUUCGUCCUGCCGCUCUUCCGCUGGCUGCUGCGCUGCAAAGUGGGGUGCUAUGUGCAUUACCCGACCAUCUCAACCGACAUGAUUGCACGAGUGCGGGAUCGCACGGCCGCUCACAACAACUCUGCCCUCGUUGCCCGCUACCCAUUGCUCAGCCAUGGCAAGCUGGCCUACUAUCGCGGGUUUGCGCUCUUGUACAGUCUGGUCGGUAGCUGCGCCGAGCUUGUCAUGGUCAACUCGUCCUGGACCCGCGGCCAUGUCGCACAAUUGUGGCACCUCGACCGUCAACCCGUCUUCCGGCUCGGCGACGAACUGCUGGCAGCUACCGAGACUGCGGCGUUCGAAAAGCAUGCACACGCCGCCGCUACCGCAAGCAGCACUGGAGGUACCACACGCAGUGGCAAGAGCUACAAUACCGAGCCUGCCGCUGGCAGCAGCACCAGCAGCAGCACCAGCAGCAGCAGCAGCGACCCGACACAGCGACUACGGCUGCUGUAUGCCUCGCCAGACUCGCGGCAGGACGCAUUCGCGCCCGUAUUUGAGCGGCUGAACAAGGCGCUACAUGCCAAUGCCAUCGUGCUGUACCCUCCUUGCAAUACGACCCUUUUGCGAGCUUUCCCGUUGCAAUCGCGAUCCGCUUCCCCAGCAACGAUUGUGUCUGUCGCGCAAUUCCGGCCCGAAAAGGACCACGCCUUGCAAGUACGCGCCCUGGCCGAGGCCUUGCGUCUCCAGCCCCAGUUGCGUGGCAAGGUGCGUCUCGCGCUGGUCGGUAGCUGUCGGCAUGCAGACGACCAAGCACGCGUCGAUUCACUGCGCAAGCUCGCGCAUGAAUUGGGUGUCGAGCACGAAGUAGAAUUGCUGGUCGGUGUCUCGCACGAGGUCUUGCGGGCUCAACUCGCCGGCGCCGUCGGCGGCAUGCACACGAUGUGGAAUGAACAUUUUGGUAUUGGCGUGGUCGAGUACAUGGCUGCAGGCGCGGUUGCCAUUGCGCACCACUCUGGUGGCCCACUCAUGGACAUUGUCACUCCAUUCCGAGGCCAACCAACAGGCUACCUUGCAACCACCAAAGAAGAAUACGCCCAGGCGAUUCUCGCCCUUCUCGCAAUGAAGGAUUCAGAGCGACACGCCAUGCAAGAACGAGCUCGUGCUAGCGUAUCGAGUCGCUUCUCGGACGAGGUGUUUGCGUGCGGCUUUGCCGAGGCCGUUGCCACUCUCGUCUGCGCUCACCGAUGAGGCGAUGAGCGCGUUUUUUUUAUAUCUUGCUUGUGUUUGCCUGACUUGAUUUGUUUUGUUCCUCACCCUUGCAGUGUCAUUAUCAAAGUUGUUUAAUAACCGAAACCUCUAAUACGCUG
This is a messenger RNA of Capsaspora owczarzaki ATCC 30864, 2029 nucleotides long. Its product is annotated as glycosyl transferase. Gene Ontology annotation, cellular component: endoplasmic reticulum membrane. Gene Ontology annotation, molecular function: GDP-Man:Man(3)GlcNAc(2)-PP-Dol alpha-1,2-mannosyltransferase activity. Bases 669 to 1910 code for a protein of 413 amino acids. Lineage: Eukaryota; Filasterea; Ministeriida; Capsasporidae. The record is from RefSeq and is a predicted model, not a curated record. Gene Ontology annotation, biological process: protein N-linked glycosylation. The transcript has a single exon.